UUCUCCCCUCUUCUGUCUGUGUCCCGGCUGCACUCUGCUCCUCACCAGCUAGACUGUCUGCCUGGGCUGUGUGUGUGUCUGUGGAUGUGUGAGACAGUGUGUGUGUGUGUGUGUGUGUGUGUGUGUGUGUGUGUGUGUGUGUGUGUGUUGUAGAGAGUGUGUGUGAGUCAAUUUAAAAAAGCGUCUUCAGUUACUUUGUUUCCUGACGGAGGAAGAGUUUAGAGAAGUGAGGACAUGGUGAUGAUGGUGAGGAUGAUGAUGGGCUUCCCUCAGCCUCCGUGGGCUCAGGUGAGCCCUGGGCUCCAGUCUGAGUGCUAACCAUGCUGCGGCAGUCCGACCCAAACUCCAGUACCCUGCAGCUGGUUGCUAAUGAUAUGACCGACAUCAUGGAGAAGCUGGACACCCACGAGCUGGACCUGGAAGAUGGAGAGUACGACACAACCGACACCACCACUCCAGCCGAUCAUUUACCUUUCACGGCAAUCUACAAGACGGUGGGUUUUAAGGAGUCCAGGGCCCAAGUGUUCCUGUCUUCACCGAUCACUGCUAAGAUCCUGGAGGUGGAGCGCUUCACCUCUGCUCAGGACCGCUUCAACGUCACCACGCAGAGGAGCAUCAACAAGUCGAUGCCGGCGGUGUUUAAGAUCGAGUUGAAGCACGGGGAGUUCACGUGGCUGGUGAAGAGGAAGGAGAAACACUUCAUGGAUCUGCACAGAGAGCUCAGGACAUACAAGACGUUCAUGAAGCUCCCGUUGCCCACACGCAGUCACACAGUGAAGAGGCAGUCGGCAGCAGAGGGGGUGAGACACAUGCCCACCCUGCACCGAGGAAGAGGAGAUGAGCUGGGCAGAGAGGAGCAGGUUUCCAGUCGCAGGAAACAACUAGAAGAUUACUUGAAUAACCUGCUGAAGGUGCCAAUGUACAGAAACUACCAUGCAACGAUGGAGUUCAUUGAUGUUAGCCAACUGUCUUUUAUCCACGAUCUGGGACCAAAAGGCUUAGAAGGGAUGGUGCAGAAGAGAUCCGGCGGUCAUCGUGUUCCCGGGAUGAACUGCUGCGGUCGCAGUAAAAUGUGCUACCAUUGGUCCAAACGCUGGCUGGUAGUGAAGGACUCGUUCCUGCUCUACAUGAAGCCGGACUCUGGUGCGAUCUCUUUUGUGAUGCUAGUUGACAAGGAGUUCAGCAUCAAGAUGGACUCCAGAGACACAGAGACCAAACACGGCGUUCGCAUCGACAGUCUGUCCAGGUCGCUGUUGCUGAAGUGCAGCAGCUACAGACACGCCCGCUGGUGGGGUCAGGCCAUUGAAGGCUUCGUCCAGAAGCACGGCUCAGCCUUUCUCACCGACCACCGCUUCGGAUCCUUCGCCAGAGAGGAAGUUAACAUCCCUGCCAAAUGGUAUGUGAAUGGGAAGACGUACAUGGAAGAUGUGGCCGAUGCUCUUGAAGCGGCCAAAGAGGAGAUAUUCAUCACAGACUGGUGGUUAAGUCCAGAAAUCUUCCUAAAGAGGCCGGUUGUCGAGGGCAACCGCUGGCGUCUGGACUCCAUCCUGAAACGAAAAGCGGAACAAGGAGUGCACAUCUUUGUGAUCCUGUACAAAGAGGUGGAGUUAGCUCUGGGCAUUAAUUCAGGAUACAGCAAGAGAACUCUCCGGCACCUCCACCCCAACAUCAAGGUGAUGCGUAAUCCAGACCACGUCUCAUCUGCCGUCUACCUGUGGGCGCAUCAUGAGAAGAUCAUCAUCGUCGACCAGUCGGUGGCCUUCGUUGGUGGGAUUGACCUCGCGUACGGUCGGUGGGACGACAGGGAACACCGGCUAACGGAUGUCGGGAGUGUGACACUCUCACAUUUGGAGCAAGCUGAAGCUGUCGCUCCCAAUAUGGCUGCCCCUGCUAACGGCAGUGGCGGGGUUUCCCAGCGCAAUGGGAAUGGCGUGUUUACGGUGACAGACUCGGUGGAUCAGCCCAAGCUGAAGGGUCAGGGGAGGUUGAAGAGGACCAGGUUUAGUAUCAAGAGACACCUACAGAAACACGGGCUUGCCAGCGCUGACAGCGACAGUGACCUGGAAGACGAAGCCAAGAGCGGCUCAGUGCGUAGUCUUCAAACCGGGGUGGGAGAGUUGUUUGGAAACACGCGCUUCUGGCACGGAAAAGACUACUGCAACUUUGUGCACAAGGACUGGAUUCAGCUGGACAAACCGUUCGAUGAUUUCAUAGACAGACACACAACUCCCAGAAUGCCUUGGCAUGACAUCUCCUCAGUGGUUCAUGGGAAAGCAGCUCGAGACGUGGCCAGACACUUUAUUCAAAGGUGGAACUUCACAAAGCUGGUGAAGCCAAAGUACAACUCGCCGUCGUUCCCGUGUCUGCUGCCCAAGUCUCACACCACCGCUGGAGAGCAGAGGUACCAAGUCCCCAACUGCAUCCCCGCCAAAGUACAGAUCCUUCGCUCAGCCUGUGAUUGGUCCGCUGGCAUCAAAUACCACGAGGAGUCCAUCCACAACGCUUACGUCCACGCCAUCGAGAAGAGCGAACACUUCGUCUACAUAGAGAAUCAGUUCUUCAUCAGCUGUGCCGACAACCGACAGGUUUUCAACAAGAUAGGAGACACUAUUGCUGAGCGUAUCAUCAAAGCAUACAGGGAGGGUAAAAGGUACCGCGUGUACGUGGUGACGCCUCUGCUGCCUGGCUUUGAGGGAGACAUCAACACUGGAGGGGGCAGCGCCAUCCAGGCUGUCAUGCACUUCAACUACAGUGACGAUGAACAGAGGGACCACUCCAUCAUCUCACAGCUCAAGAGAGAGAUGGGGGACAACUGGAUGAACUACAUCUCCAUCGCUGGUCUGAGGACUCACGCAGAGCUGGAGGGAAAACUGGUCACCGAGCUCAUCUACGUCCACAGCAAGAUGCUGAUCGCAGACGACAACACCGUCAUCAUCGGGUCUGCAAACAUCAACGACAGGAGCAUGCUGGGAAAGAGGGACAGCGAGGUGGCGGUGAUUGUAGAGGACUCGGAGAUGGUGACGGCUGUGAUGGAUGGUCAGGAGUACCAGGCUGGAAAAUACGCCCUGCAGCUCCGCCUCGAGUGCUUCAAGAUGAUCCUCGGCGCUCACACCGAUCCCUCCAUCGACGUGUCAGACCCAAUCAGUGAUCAAUUCUAUAAGGAGGUGUGGAUGGCCACCUGUGCUCGCAACGCCACCAUUUACCAGAAGGUUUUCCGUAGUCUGCCAUCCAGCGAUGUCCGUAACAUCUUCGAGCUGGAGGGCUUCCUCGCCAAGCCGGGCCUGGACAAGGAGGACCCGAACAAGGCUAGGGAGGAGUUGAAGAAGAUCCGCGGCUUCCUGGUCCAAUUUCCUCUUCAGUUCUUGUGCGAGCAGAAUCUGCUUCCUCCCAUGGGCUCCAAGGAGGCCAUGGUGCCCAUGGAGGUGUGGACCUGAGAGCGAGAGAGAGAGAGAGCCUCAACCGUGAGUUCAUGUGUUCAGGCGCAGCAUGCUGGAGGAUGACAGGUCCAAUUGUGCACUCUGAUGCCAUUUUAGAAGUCUUUGCGGCUAAAACGGCUUUUAAACGUUUUUUUUGUUUUUUUUUAAAUCACAGCUUGAAGGAAAAUCUGCUGUUUAAGUGUCAAAGUGUUUUUUAGUUAAAAAAAACAACAAAAAACUGCUCUGAUAUAAUGUGUCUGUGGCUUUUAGUCACUUGUUAGCACAUAGAUAUCUACACUAAAGAGAUUCAGGUGUGUUUGCCCUGAAUUCAGGCUGUCAGGCACAUUUGUCCUUUAAAUCUUUGUCCCACAGGAGUUUCCAGCUCCUGGUCUGCAGGCUCUUGGUUGCUCAUUAACUAUUUUCUGCCACAAAAAAACGAAUAUAAUAAUUAGAAUUCUAACUUUGAUGUUACUGCAUUAGAAGCGUCAGGUUUUUGCUGUCCAUAAGAGCUUCUAUUAUAAGUCCGACAACUUAAUUAUACUGCUCUGCAUUAAAAAAAAUACUUUAAUGUUGGACCUCUUCACACAUGCAGGAUUUGAUUGCACGAUUUAAACCCUCCAAAACUUUUAAAAUAAACUCAAGUUCUGAUAGUUUAGCUUGAUGAAAAGGUUUGGGGUCCGAGAGGACAGUGUGCCUGCAGGACUGAACCCAGGGUGGACAACACUUGGUUUUAUUAGAAAAGAGACUGUAAUCUAAAGAGUUUUCUGCCUUAAAUUGCAGCCAAAAAUGAAUUCCAAAAUGGCAUCAGGUGUGGGUGUAAACUGUCUCUGUAACAGCAGUGCCACUGAAUGCACAAGAAUAAUGGGAAACUUACAACACUGGCAAGGAAUCAUUGGAAAGACAUGAAGAGUGACUAAACUUAUUACAUUUUAAACAAAUGGAACAUGCAAACAAACGUGAAUUCAAACCUGGAGAGAAGUCAACCAGCAGACGAGCUUUGGACUCUAGCGUGCCUGAACACCCCGGGCCUCGUGUUUACAAGAAAACAGCUCACUCCUUCAUUGUCUUCAUAACACUAUGCAACGUUCAGGUCUGGCAAACGCAGCUCUGACUCUUCUGUGAUAAGAGAGGACGGUUUGAGAGACACUAAAAGACACUUUACCGGAGAGGAGAGAAGGGGGUGAAGAGCUGGACGGAGCUGUCAGCCAUUUUUAAAAAACCUUUGAUAUCUCUGAACUCCUGAUUUUAAUAUUUAUGUCAAACAUGAAAUCACAAGUGCCAAAGGCGAUGAUGUUAACAGUAAGUACAUUCAUUUACAUUCCUCAUACUGUGGAUCCAACCUUAAGUGACCUGUUUUAUGCUCUGAUCUGGUCUUUGUAGUUCAUUUGUGGGCUUUAUUUUCUUGUAGUUUAAUCAUAUUUUCCUGGGAAGUCUCUUUCAACACUAGAGUUCAACAGGAAUUGUGAUAAAUAAAGUUGAGUAAAAAUGAAGUGAAAAACAAAUAUUGUAGACUUUAUCCCCCUCUCUGUAAGAGUGUGUAUGGAUUUGUCUUUCCAUCAAACUGCCAGGAAAUUACAGUCAAAUAAAACGCUACCGUUCUCUUUUGAGCCACAUUUCCCACAGAUUCAUGCAUUCAUUUUUACGAGUUAUUAAGAUCCUGGGUUUCAUUCAUUGUCAAAGGCAGAAAUCCCAAAGCAAGAGCAAACUGAUUCGUUUAAGAUGGCUGUUUUCCUCUGAGGUUACGUUCAGGGUGGGUGUUUUUAUAAUGCUGCACUACUUUAGUUCAGGAGUUUUGCUGAUUGUAAAAAAAAAAAGAAGGGAAUCUGAAAUUUAGUCAUUAUAUCACAGCUCCUUAAUGGCCCGAUGUUCCUCUUCUUUACGCUUUUAUUGAAUUUUGCAGUGGGGAAUCAUCAGGAAUCUAUGUGUAUCAAUUUCUACACGUUCAUUACUUGAAAACCUGUGACUUCUGGCAAAUGUGUCUUAUUGAAAGUUUCAUCAAUAGAAUCUUAUUUUGCUAAUUGGGAGCUUUUUAACAAACUAAACACAAUAAGAGAGCUCUGGAAAUGAAUCAUCACAGGAAAGUAGUGAAUAAAUUGUGUAGAUGCAUGUCUGCUCAUGGGGUCUGUUGUGGGGUUUUUGAACCUUUUUGCUGUUUUUGCUGGAAACAGCUGCCUGCAGCAUCUAAAUACAAAACAAAAACAGUUCAUGUUGCUUGAAACAAAAACUGUACAGUAAAAGACGCCAAAACAGACUCAGUGAUUUCAAGAGGAGCUGGGGAGCCUGUGAUAAAUCUUUGUGUGAUCAUCACUGAGCAUAAGCACACUGUUAGCUCUAGCAACAACACUAUAAGCACACUGUUUCUUCACAGAGUAGUUCUUACGUUUGGCCUAAAACGUCACUCUAAACUCAUAAUGAAUUUAAGAUCAAUCUUCAUCUGCUGCAUCUGAAAAUAUCCAUGCUGAUAGUUUGUUACUUUUGAAUUCACAGUUUGUUUCUACUGCCCCCAUGUGGACAAAAAGUCAAAUUUAUUGGUACAACAGUUACAUUUUGCAUUAAUUUAUUAUAUCUUACUCAAAACCAUUUCAAAGUUAGAAACAGUGGUACCAUGUUCACAUCAUGGUUAUCAGAAUCUGUCAUAUAGAAACCUCCUGGGUGACUUCAUUUCUGGAAUGAAAACUCAAACAGUUGCUUCUGGAUUUCUGAUUUUCUGACAUUUCUGGAAUGCAGCAUCUUUACUCGUCGGUGUCUUCCUCUUUGGUCUUUAAAAUGAAGUGCAUGUGAUUUUUUUUGUGCAAUAUAUUGUACCUUGAAAUGAUGCGUGCAGCAUGUCAGCAGCUCUUUGCCAUUAAACAUUAACAGAUAAAAGCAUGAAUCCUGUGAGCUAAACGAUUGCCUUUAAAGCCAUGAAUAUUAUUGUAUUCUAAACUCUGUGCCUGUCUUUAAGCUGUGGGUCUGCAAGAUACACCUGAAUGCUUCUCUACUUUUAAUAUUUAUGGAUGAUCGGACCUUAAAUGUGCUCUUUUUUUGUUGUAUUCUUCUUCUCUACCUCUGUGGGUUUCUACCUCCUGCUCCAGUCCACAUUUUUAUUGUUUGUGAUGGAUUAAGAAAAAUCAGGAAUAUUUGCAGCUUUGCCCAAAAUUGACCAAGUGAAGUCCCCUAAAAAAGCAUAUAAAACACUGUGGUGUGCACAAAUAGUCCGUUUCAAUCUAAAAUGAAAUAUAAAAACAACAAAACGAUCAAUUCAACCUCUAGAGGUGUAAGUUAAAUAGCUAACGAAGGUGAUUUUGAAUUACAUUUGUUGAUUAACUUUUUUUGUGCAUCCAAAAAAAAAAAAAUUUGAAUUGAAGCCAAAAUGUGGAAAUAGUUUUAAAUAGUUUUAUAGGUGCAGUUUCCAGGUGGAGCAUUAAAAUAAAUAACAAAUGUUUUGCACCUGGUGUAAAUGGGCCUUAAACCUUUAAAAGCAUUGUCCUCCCUCCUGGGCUGCAGAGGUUUGAAAAACACUAACCUGUCCUGUUAUUUUCUCUGGCUUGAGUCACUGUGUCUUUGUAUGAAAAUGCACUAUUUGCACAGACUGUUGUUUGCUUGUUUUGAUCCAUUAAUUGAUCUGCAGUAUCACGUCAUGUGAAGUUUAUUUGUGAAAUGAUGGAAUGAAUAAAUUAUGUAUUGAUAAAUCAUUAAAAUGGAUCAGUCUGAA
Messenger RNA from Labrus bergylta (ballan wrasse), 7110 nucleotides. NCBI's taxonomy places the organism in Eukaryota, Metazoa, Chordata, Actinopteri, Labriformes, Labridae. The record is from RefSeq and is a predicted model, not a curated record.